CCUGGUUAGUUAGCAGACGGCAAGUUUUCACAGCGUGGGAGAAUCUUUUUAAUCUUGUUCUGGCGGUGGUGAGGAAUUCUACAUAUAGGCUCCCCUGCUUUUGAGCCUUCUCCGAUCUCCAUCGUCACGUCACUGACUUCCAUCCCGCAAAGAUGAAGUGGCUUUCUCUCGCUCUUGCGCUCAUUGCGCCUUCCGAGGCGGCGCUUCGCUUUGGAUGCUCGACUCUGACCAUCCAGCGCCUCGAUCCCCUCGUCGAGCCUGACAAGAUCCCUUCCGCCCAUCUCCACCAGAUCGUGGGGGGUAAUGCCUUCAAUGCGACCAUGUCGGGGGACAUUGGCGAGCAGGCCACCUGCACAACCUGCACCUUCUCCGAGGACUUCUCUAACUACUGGACCGCCACCUUGUUCUUCAAGCACUCGAACGGCUCGUACAAGCGUGUACCAAUGCAGGAGAAUGCUGCUUUGCCUAACGGCAUCAACGGUGGAAUGACUGUCUAUUACACGCAGCAGGAUUUCAGCUCAAACGGCAAUGAGAAGAUCACAGCUUUCAAGCCAGGCUUCCGCAUGACAGUCGGCUCUGUAUCAACUGACAACCUCAACGAUGCCAAGGGACAUAUCGGCCUUCGCUUCGUCUGCCUAGAUACCACCGGGACGAGGUUCCCUGAGCUCCCCGACUUCCCCACGAAGCCCUGCAAGGCCGGUAUCAUGACUGUCCAUCACUUCCCCGCAUGCUGGGACGGCAAGAACCUCGACAGCCCCGACCACCAGUCUCACAUGUACAACACGGUGAAGGAGGCAUUCCAAGCCUCCGGUCCCUGCCCAGCCUCGCAUCCCGUCCGGAUGCCGCAGGUGGCAUAUGAGGCCUUGUGGCGAACGCAGGAUUUUGCCGACAUGUGGCCUGCGGAUGGCUCGAACCCGUUCGUGCUGAGCUUUGGCGACAACAACGGAUACGGCACCCACGCCGACUACAUCUUUGGCUGGAAGGGCGACACGCUCCAGCAGGCCAUGGACUCGUCCUGCAUGUUCAACGCCUGUGAAAAUGGCCGCCCCCUCAAGUCGCAGACCGCGGCCGAGAUGAACAAGUGCUCCGUCAAGAACUUCGUGAACGAGGAGCUCGAUGGAUGGCUCGAUCAACUGCCCGGUAAUGGUCAGGAAAUGGCCGGCAUGUCAAUGUAAAGUAGCUGUCUCAGGGGGCCAGCUAAGGGGUCCACGGAGUGGGGCCAGAGGAUUGGAGAAAGGAGGGGCAGAAAUUCUGUUUGUCACAUUACUGUUGCCGCUAUUGCUGUUACUGUUGAAAUACUGUCAUCGUCACCGUC
Messenger RNA from Phialemonium atrogriseum, 1315 nucleotides. RefSeq lists its product as uncharacterized. The record is from RefSeq and is a predicted model, not a curated record. NCBI's taxonomy places the organism in Eukaryota, Fungi, Ascomycota, Sordariomycetes, Cephalothecales, Cephalothecaceae. Bases 153 to 1175 code for a protein of 340 amino acids. The transcript has 5 exons.